AAACUACGCGUACAUUAUGCGCAGGCGGAAGGGAAGCAAAAUGGCGAGAAGAUAGUGUUUUGAAAGUCACACCAAAAUACCGACAAAAUGGCUUGAUUCCACCGCCGUAACAAGUACUUAUGACCGGAUGGAGUCAAGAUUAGGCCACGCCAAGCAUACCUUUACUUCGCUGUGCUGAAAUAUCGUCAAUAUGAACUACGUACGCAAACUAGUCGGCUUCAAACCCAGACCGGGAACCGAUGCGGUCUCUCAGUCUAACCAAGACGAUGAACUAUGUCUUAGACAUUUACGGAAACUCUACAUGGAAUUUCGCCACUCUUCAACCCCCAUGACCAUCAAGGAGCAAGAUAAUGCUCUAUAUCGUAUGCUCCCCCUAUUCUGUAAAAUAUUUGCUCACACAAAACCAAGCAGUUUGACGGAGAAGUUCGGAGAUGCAUGUCAAUUCGCCGCGCAUAUCUCUCAAUUGAUGGUCCGAGAAAUACGAAAACGUUCAUCCGACCGCAAUCACGAAGCAGCUAGCAAUUCGGUCAUGGAAUAUCUACUUUCUGACUCCGUCGAGGAUUCCACCUCGGGCUGGAAAUUACUGUCGUCUUUGAAUAUUCUAGCGUGUGGAGAGAGCCCCGUAGUAGAAUGUAUGGUAGCCGCUAGUCUCCCAUCCACGCUAGUCAAAUGUUUAUGUUUAUUUUUUGAAUUGACACCCGCCGUAAGCGUAGGCGAGAAAUCAGUCGAAGAUCAAGAAGACGAUAGAGUUCUUGUACAAAAAAUUUAUACUCAAGUCUUGGUAAAUCUGUGCAAUUCACCCGCAACGUGCCAUGAACUCGUAAACACGGACGAUUUAUCAGUUCUAUUCUCGGCUAUUUCGUGCCCUUGCAGUAAAUAUAACUUGAUCUGGAGAGGGGCUGCCUCUGAAAUUCUGAUGACUCUGAUGCGAUAUGGCCUCAACAAAAGCGUCCUGGACUAUAUAUGCAAAAAGAACUGCAUUCAACAAUGUGUGGACAACAUGCGUCGGAUCCAGGCCAUCAGCCCGAUAGAACUCGUCAAGAUCCUUGUUACGCUAGUCUGCUGUUUAAAGGAGUCCUCCAACAUCUCACAUCAACUCCUCGCAGACUUCCGCAAUAGCCAUGGUUACCUAUUCCUAUGCGACCUGCUCCUCAUGUUGUCUGAACUUGAAGACGAGGAGUCAAGGGAAGCGUGUCGUAAUGUGGUGUUGCUGGUAUCACAGCUGGUUCUUGUUGGUCACGUUCAUUUAAGGCCUCUUGUUAGCAUCGGAGCGCCAUUCCAGGAUCCAGCCUUUACAAUACCAGAGCCAAUAGGCAAAGGAGUCAGUGUCAGAAAUAUUGAAGCAUUUCAAGUCUUACAGACAGUAUUUCUCAAGACAUCAAACAAACAGCUCUCCCUGCACAUUCUGGAUUCCAUAUACACCAUCUACGACUCCGACCCAACCAACUACUUCAUCCUAGAGCCUCAGCACACGUUGUCUUUGUUCAUCGAAAAGGCACCAGAGAAGGAUGUAGACAUCCAAGAGCGCAUCUUUAAGCUCCUUGAACUGGUUAUCUGUAGUUUGAACUGGGUGCCAUGCCCUGAGCUCAUAUCUGUCAGUAUACUCUUCAAGAACAAAGUAGUGAGUGGGGUCCAUCAAGUGGCACUCUCUUUCCUUAUCCGCAUUUUGAGCUUUGAGCCCAAGUACAAGGAUGUCUUCAGAGAAGUUGGUGUUCUGGAAGUCUUGACCAGCUCCUUAAAGGGACAUGCUGCCGCACUCAAGGAAGCAAAUGAAGCACUACUGAACCCUUCAGCAAGCACAGAGGAGGGUCUGACCCUCAAGGUAGAGGAGCAGCAGGACUAUGCCUUCUUGUUAAUGAGCUGUUUACGGCUGCUGCUUGAGGGAAAUCCUGAGAAUGCCAAGAUGUUUAGAGCAUGUGGUGGUGCUCGCUGUGCCCAUAACAUGAUUCCACAGCCCAAGUCACGGACGGAUGCACUCAGAAUCAUCCAGGAGCUCCUACUAAGUGGAGGGAAUGAUGACUUGGGAACCUUGCUUGGUUUGAUGCACUCCACGCCACUCUCGGAAGUUGCCCUGAAGAUUGAGGUGCUUAAUUCAUUGUUACGGGUCUUUGAGCUAGAGCCCAACACAAGGGCAGUAUUUCGUGAGGUUGGAGGAUUCGUCUAUGUGAUGUCCGUUCCCCUAAGCAUGGAGGGGAGCCUCAGCACUCCACCAGUAGCGACAUGGGCGAAUGUCGAAAGGGACGACGUACUGAUGCUUCUGAGGACAGUGUUCCAUGUCCUAACUGCUGCAAUGCAAGAUGAGCCUGCAAACAAGAACUAUUUUAUGGAUGAGGUCCGAUUCCGAGGUCUCGCUGAUACCAUACGACUCCUAGGCUGCUACUCCUUGUCGACGCAGACCCUCCCUCCUAACACCGGUGACCACGCCCUUGAUUACCGCCACUUGACGUCCAGCUCCUCCCACCCCCCUCUCACCCCGACUCCAAGCAGCGACUCGGUGCGGUCCUCAGUCAUGGGGGAGGUGCUGGGUGACCCUGAUUUGGAUUCUUCGUCAGUGCUUUAUGCUGCGAAUGAGAUGUUUAAGUGUCUGUUUGAGAUGGCUACGGAUUCGUUUGGGUUAAAGGCAGGGAAUUACGGCCCAACAGACCAAGUUAAUGGCCUCGCAGUGCCUCAUUACGGCUCGUCUAUCUUGUCCAUCUACCAUGCGGGGGCGAUCACUGCUGUGGUGGACCUACUACCAGCUGUGUGCCAAGACCCGAAAGAUGACGACGAUUCUGCUCCUUCUGAGGAUGUCCUUGACCUUCAGCGCUUCUGGUUGGGCCGCUUGCAGAGCCUGCUGCGCUCAGAGCAUAACCAGCAAGUCAUGUGUCAGGCGGGUCUUCCUCAGCAGCUCCUGCAGCGGUGCGAGGCCGCCUUUGUGGACGAGAACCACCCUCUCAAUCCUCCUCUGCAGAGGAUGUUCGAGAGGCUGGCGUCUCAGGCACUAACACCAACAGUCCUAAGGGACUUUCUUCGCCUUGGCAACCCCCUUCUCUGCAAACCACUUGAGCCUCUGCCAGAGCAGGACUCAUCGGACUCCAGUCACACCUCCAAGCAGCGAUCACUAGAAGAGCUGGGGGCGUCAACAGAAGAGGGAGAAUCUCCCAGUGCAGACCCCACUGACUCUGAUACCACCGACUUCCGAAAACUCUCAGAUGCCAGUCUUCGGAAACUAUCGGAUGCUGUGGCGAGGAAGGUGUCUGACGUGUCAGGGCGUAGCCGCGGGGACUCCAGGGUUGAGACUCUUGACUCGCAGAAGGGUAACAUUAGCUUCAGGGAUGUCAUGAUGAGCAUGAUGCAGCCAAGCUCGGAAUCAGGGUCAAGCUCAGGAGAGUGCUCGGACAGCGAGAAUGAGCCAGGGUUUGAAAUCGUUGCGGAUGAAACUCCAGUUUCUGAAGAUAAUCCAGCAUCAGAGGACGGGGAGACGUCCAAGGAGUCGAUUAGCGAGGAUGCGCCUGCUGAGGUGGGAACACAGCCCAAGGAUGUGAAACUGGAGGAACUAAACGAAGAUGGAGAAAUUUUACCCACACCACCGCCUAGACAUAAGAGGCGUAAACCUCUCCCUAGGAAUGAUGCAUUUGAGCCUGCGGAGCUUUACGGUGGUAUGGUUGCAUCGUGCUUCUCCCAGGAGGCAGCUCCCACUACCGUUGUGGACGGGGUGGAUAUCGAUACCGUGGGGGAUUCUGAGCAGGAAGUGUCUAGUAUAGACCAAGGUGAUGACAUGGUGAUUGUAGAUGUUACUAGCGAUGUCGCAGCUGGGAAGUCUAAUACUGAGGAUGAGGAAGAGUCGGAAAAUCAGGAACUAGACUCAACAAGGACUUCGGGAUUGUUGGAGAGUUUGACAGACAAUGAUUAUGAUGCGGAUUCAGUCAGAGAAAAUACUCUUUCACCAAGGAGGUCCUCCCAGGGAAGCAUUGCUUCCAGCAACUCGGCAGAUAUGGAUGCAGAGGAAAGACGUGAUGCCUAUCAGAAAGCCACGGAAAUGAGCGUAGAAGACAUUGUUCACAGCAUGCAUAUCGCUCAAGAUGACGAGGAUACCGAGUACAGCGAGACCAGUACGGAAAUCAACCCAGACACAAACACCGAAAUGAGCGCACCACUUACAAGGAACGCCGAGGGGGAGGGGGUGGAGGAGGAGGAUGGGGAGGAGGAUCCCCCAGCAGUCCCGCCCCCACAACCGGUACCCCUCACACGUGUCAAGUGUCUGGUUUCCAUGACAACUCCCCGUGAUGCUCGUGCACAUGGGGUGUCCUAUUCACCCGCAUUUGUGGAGUUUGACAUGAGUAAGGAUGGGUUCGGCUGUUUGUUCCUGCCUGCCAUAGCGCCUCAGGCUUUAGCGAGUCCCUCCGUCAGUACAGUUGUUGGGACUCCUGUGGCUGUAGUUGGCUCUGUGCCUGGUGUUGGGACUGGAGAGAGGGUUUUCCCCCCACAAGCAGGAUUGACGUUUGCCACGUGGAUCUGCAUUGAUAGGUAUAGCAGGGUGACAGAUGACCCCCACCCGGUACGUCUGCUGACUGUAGCGCGGCAGUUCCGCACAUCUGAAGGGAAGAGUCAGGCCUCUCCGUGUCUUAGCGUCACCAUCUCUGCCAAAGACAAGAUGCUUGUGAUCUGCACUGAUGACACAGCUAGCGAUGACAUGGAUGGUGACGCAGACCACCCCCGACGGGAACGUGAGCAUACAGAGGCACGGUUCCUUAGCGACCUAUUACUGGAGGAGGGCCGUUGGCACCAUAUGGUACUGGUGCUCAACAAGGCGCUCAUAAGAAACAGUACAGCUACUCUGUUCGUGGACGGACAACAUGUGGCAACCAACAAGUUGAAGUACAUCCAGGGGGGUCUGCCUUCACAAGAAAAUGCCAGCACUGUGGUCUCCUCCUACUUGUUUGGGUACAUCGGUACACCACCUAGCAAAAGGCGCUGCUCACGGUUGCUAUGGAGACUAGGCCCUGCACACCUCAUUGAAGAGCCCCUCACUGCAAGGACCGCCAUGAAAAUGUUCCUCCUGGGCCCUAAUUACGUGGGUAGCUUCCAGUCACCUUGUCUAGAGGGCGACUCUGUGUAUGCUCUGGAAAAUGCGGACCCACUCGUCUCUGAAGACAAGGUCAUGUUUGGUGUCCAUGCGCAUGCGCAAUCAGUCCUUACCAUGGCCAAGAUGCGCAAGCACUUCCGCCGGCCAGACACGCGUGCUAUCAGCAGAGAGCUCGGCCUGUCGACCACCGAGAACACCACGCCCGUGCGCCUCAUCCACAACACCGCCGCACACCUCUUGGGGCCCUCCCGCACGAUAGGCGCUGUCAUUAUCGGAUGCUCCGGGGUACGCUCCUUCUGCCCCAGCCCCGUGACCAAGCUUAUGGAGUGCAUAGGGGGUGUGUCGUGUCUACUGGGACUCAUCGCCAUGGCGAAGGACGUGGAUGUACUGUACGCAUCUGUCAAGGCGCUGAGCUGUGUUCUAAGGAGUAACCCGGCGGCGAGGAGAGACAUGGAGAGAACGAGAGGUUACCAGAUUCUAGCGUUCCUCCUUCGCAAGAAGCAAUACUUGCUGAACACUCACAUCCUCCACCUGACCUUUGCAUUGGUUGGUACGGUGGACAGCGACCGCGAGUCUUCUAUCAUCCCCAACAGAAUCGCCUUCAGGGAUCUGCUCUGUGACCUUGAGGUUUGGCAUGACGCCCCGGCUGACCUUGAGCGUUCCCUCUACUCGCACUUCCUUGAGCUUCUCGGACCAGGAAAUGAGUCCCAGGACAACGCUGAUCUCAUGCACCGUUUAGGACUGGUACCCAAGCUCCUUUUCGCCCUCCAAGAUGAUAGCGUCACAGAUGCGACCGCGCACACUAUAGCCAGCGUGCUUUCCGUGUUACUUAGUAACGUCAAUGAGACAAAGAACCUCUUGCGGUUCGGCCAAUUCCUUGCCUCCACCCUACCCCCCCUCCACGUCAACGAGAAUAACGUCAUAAUUGACGGCGCAAAACCUAGUGACGAGGAGGAUGAGUCGGAUGGUAGUUUGGACGGACCCUCCCCCCGACGAAUCAGCCUAAGGAAUGUGCUGCUUGAGCUUGUACUAUGCCUUGUGUACGGCGAAGGGGGAUCACUAGACCACAGGUUCGCGGACGCCCUCCAGGAAACGCUUGGCUUUGACUGGCUCAUGCUUUUCCUGCAACCCCACCUGCACAACAGCACAGUGGUCCGCGCCACGCGCAUCCUGGUUACCCUUCUGGGCAGUGGCCCCGCCCUGGAGAGAUUCAGAGAGGGGGCGUUCAACGGGGGAUGGCUCGCAGGCACGGAUAUCAUGCUUAUGAAGACCACUUACCAAGUAGCUGGGUUCAAUGUGGGGGCCGUGUCUGACGGAAAUGAGAAGUACGAAAUCUGCAAAGAGAUCAGCAACAUUCCAGGCUUCCUCGUGUUAUGCAACUUGCUACCUCGUCACGUGGAUAUCCCAGAGAUUUACCACCUGUUGAUAGCCCUGCUGCUUGGUCACCCUGUGUCUGAAGUGUACGCGGGUGCGCAGUUCGACUGGCACAAUUUGUACUCCGUGUUCUGGUCCAGUUCGUGUGCGGGCGUGAAGACCACGCCCCCUAGCCCACGUGACCCGGCAAAGUACACCAUCUACUGCUCAGAGGCGGCGUCUGUCCUUCUGUCCAUGGCGAAGGCUAUGGUCAAUGAGGCUUGGGAAGACACUGAAGAGGGAUCUUGGCUCCGGGAGUAUCCAGUGACCCUGAUCCAGUUUCUGCUUUUCCUGUACAACAAUGUGCAGCAGUUUGGCGCCAUCUGCACAGGUCACGAAUUCCUGGAAAGUCUAGUGGCUGUGUUAUUUCCUAAGCGAAGAAGGCAGCUGCGCAGUCGCAAAGAGUCCACAUCUGACAGCGAUAAGGAAGACAAAGAGGAUGAGUCUUCCGCUGGGGUACCUGUGGCGGACAACACUCUUCUCAUCACCCAUUUGGCGUACGAGUGCAUCUUUGACUUCCUGCGAGUCGUCAUGACGGAUGGCCUCACUUGCACGCCUGCCAGCAAGGGGCAGGCCGUCAUCGAUAAUGUCCUCGAGGCGUACCCCUCCACGUGUAGCCAGCCCCAGCAAGCUGAGUACCAGUCACGUGUUCUCAAGGCGCAGAUGGACUACCUGUUAGGCGGAAACCUGCUAACCAACCCUACUGCCGGCGCGGGAAAUCAUUCCAAGAUUGUUGCUAACGUGUUCGCUUUUGCUUCAAAAUUGGUGGAUAAAUUGUGGCUUGGUAACUUUACAGACGGCUACAAAACAGUGUUUAACUUCAGUACAAGUGUCAUCGAAGCCGUUAAAGGUCAGUCCGUGCCCUUGGAGAGUAUAUACCAUUCGCUGAACAGGACAAUUCUGUACCAGCUGUCACGUCCUCUAGCAAGACUUACAGACCAAACAAGCCUGUUGGAGUUCUUGCACAUACUCACCACCAACAACAAGCUAGUGUUUGCACCAUGUAAUAAUGAGCCAGAGUUUAUCGCGGGGCUUUGCCAUUGGCUCCUUGUUAUGGGGACACAAAAGUCACGGUCCUUCAGGAGCCAGGUCCCAAGCUCCAGCACACCUACCAAGGAGGGCGACAACAGCGUUCAGUUUCCACCAGGUCCAGGUAGCGAGGUUGCCGAAGAAGUACCAGAGGUACUGGAUGAGUGGGUGGAGGUACCCGAGGAAGAGUCCAGCUGUACCCGUCUGCUGGCAGCCGCUGCUGAGCGUGUAUGGGACAUCUUCCUGAAGAACAAGAGAGAGGCCAUUGAUGACACCUUCAAGGUCGACUUACCCAAACCCAGCUUCACAUCCUAUAGCCCAAGGGAAUACUCUGAUUUCAUGCCGGGUGGCAGCGCAAACUUGAAUCUUGACUUGAAGUCAGUGAGACCGUUGAUAGGUGACGCGGCCAUGAGACUAUGGGUCAGUUACGUUACUGGCGAAGAAAAACAUAAGGCAGAGACCCUUAGCCAGCAGAAACCCAAGCCUCGGCGCACCGGCACCCGUCUGACCACCAUGAAGAAGACGAAGAAGGAGUCACGUGACCUGGAGGCACUCUCCAAGGAAGCGUUUCUAUGGAUACCAAAACACAUCAAAGUCGUGAGGGACCUUGUACGGCUACACUACAAGAACCAUCAACAGAACUACCAGCUGAUCUCCAAGUCGAUAGCAGAGGAGUGGUCACUGAUGGAGCGCGACUUGACGCGCGAGAGAGGCUUGUGGGGACCGCCCCACGGGUCACGACUGGACAAAUGGGCAUUAGAUAUGGUGGAAGGUCCUCAUCGGAUGCGCAAAAAGAUGUGUCGCAACGAGCUCUUCUACGUGCACUACCCAUACGACCCGAGGUCCGAGAAAGCAAGCAACUUGAAGACCAGCAGGAACAAGCGUGCAACAAGUGCAGACAGCAAGGCGUAUUACCUGGUCCGCGGCAAAGCCAUGUUUGAUGUCGGGCCCUUUGAGGCUGUCGCCCAACAGCCACAAGCACUAGUGAACAAGAAAGCUGCCCCUCUUCGCGCUAUUUCCACCGACCCGGGAUAUUUCACGUCUGAGGCAAACGAGGAAUCUGAGGUUGAGAAUCAAACAAUCGUGAAGCUUCUCGAGGCUGGCGAGAGGAUCCGCUCCAUGUACCGUUGUGCGCGUGUCCAGGGGUUAGAUACCGCUGAAGGCUUGUUCUUAUUUGGUAAAGAACACUUCUACGUCGUGGACGGCGUCACUCUGCUCUCGACAAAGGAGAUCAAAGACAUCGACUCCCUCCCACCUGCGACCCACGAGCCGAUCAUUCCACGCAGCUCACACGAUAUCACCAAGUCUUACACCAAGCAAAGAAUGUGUAGCAAGUGGGCCUAUGAAGAUAUCCGUGAAGUGCACAAAAGGAGAUACCUUCUCCAGCAGACCGCUCUUGAGGUGUUCUCCAGCGAUGGGCGUAACCACUUCCUCGUCUUCCCUAAACCAGUCAGAAACAAAGUCUACGAGAAGCUGGUAACCACCGCCCCCACACUACUAGACAGCGCUGCCGACUCUGUGUCUGGCAUGAAGAGAGAUACUGAUGUUGAAGCAGGAUUAAGUCUCAUAAACACAUUAAUGGGUGAACGCUCCGUUACACAAAGAUGGGAGCGUGGUGAGAUAACGAAUUUCCACUAUUUGAUGAAUCUGAACACUUUGGCUGGGCGGUCUUACAACGACCUAAUGCAGUACCCAGUUUUCCCAUGGGUCCUUGCGGACUACGACUCGGAGGAACUUGAUCUGACAAAUCCGAAGACGUUCCGAGACUUCUCGAAGCCUAUGGGUGCACAGGGAGCCAACAGACUGGAGCAGAUAUUGAAGCGGUAUCGAGAAUGGGACGACCCCCAUGGAGAGUUGCCGCCGUACCAUUACUGCACACACUACUCAUCGGCCAUGAUCGUAGCGUCCUACCUUAUCCGCAUGGAGCCCUUCAGCCAACACUUCCUCCGAUUACAGGGCGGGCAUUUCGACCUCCCUGAUCGACUCUUCCAUUCCGUGAAAGACGCAUGGUUGUCCGCUGCAGAGACGAACAUGUCAGACGUAAAGGAGCUUAUCCCAGAGUUCUUUUACUUGCCCGAGUUUCUGACCAACCAAAAUAACUUCGAUCUAGGCGCCAAGCAAAACGGUGAGCGGCUUGAUCACGUGAUUCUACCUCCCUGGGCUAAGAACGAUCCUCGUGAGUUCAUCAGACUACACAGAAAGGCGCUUGAGUGUGACUAUGUGAGCGCAAGACUUCACGAGUGGAUAGACCUCAUAUUUGGCUAUCGGCAGCAGGGCGCGCCGGCAAUAGAGAGCACGAACGUUUUCCAUCAUCUUUUCUACGAGGGCAAUGUGGACAUCAGUGGAAUUGAUGACCAAGUCAAGAAGACUGCAACUAUUGGAUUCAUCAAUAACUUCGGACAGACUCCCAAGCAGUUGUUCAAGAGACCGCACCCUCAGAAGAAAGUCUUCAGGGCGGCAGAAGCUGACUUGCAGUUGAGUGUUGGUGCUGCUGUGAACGUGGACCGACUUUUCUUCCACAACCUUCCCAACCUCGUGCCCUCAGCACAACCUGUAAAAGAACUGAAAGGUCCUGUCGGGCGUAUCAUCCAAUCCGAGAAAGGGAUGCUCGCCGUGGAACAAAACAAAGUCCUUAUCCCGCCUCACUACAACCGCUAUGUCGCAUGGGGCUUUGGAGAUCUGAGCAUGCGCAUGGGGCUUUAUGAUACGGACAAGAUUGUGAAUGUGUAUGAGAAUUUCCACAUCGGACAAGUAUUGUGCGCGGCCUGUCCGGACUCCCGGACGCUUAUCACUGGUGGUACUAGCACGCUUGUGUGCGUGUGGGACUUGGUGAAGCCCGUUGGUCGAGACAGGAAACCACAGAUCCUGUUACAUGAGGUAUUAUACGGCCAUCAGUCCACGGUCACGUGCCUCGCCGUUUCAACCGCCUAUAACCUGAUCGUCAGUGGGUCAGAGGACCAAACGUGCAUUAUUUGGGAUCUAAACAAGCUGAGCUACGUCACACAGCUAUCCGGUCACGCCGCACCUAUCACGGCCAUCGCCAUCAACGAUCUCACGGGUGACAUAGCCACGUGCGCAGGCACGCACCUGUACGUGUGGUCGGUAAACGGACAACUGAUCGUGAAGGAAAACACCGACAUUCUCCGAAUCAACAACCACAUUCAAUGCUGCGCCAUGUCCGAGCUCUCUGGCUGGGACGAGAAGAACGUUAUCCUGACUGGAUCUUUAGAUGGCGUUGUCAAGAUGUGGGGUAUUGAGUUUUACAACGAAGCGGAAAAAAAAAAUGCUCGACACAAGAGACCGGCAUCCCAACAGAUCGACAAGAGUCCCCAACCGACCCCUCCCACCAAACAACCCACUGAGAAACCGGAACCGGAAGAGGCGCCCAGCAAGAGUGAGGAGAUCGAAGGAGAGCCUCGUCCUGAGGACGCUAAAAGCUCCAUGGAGGGAGGAGAGGGUGGUGAGGAGAGAGUGCGAGGAAUGUCAAAGGUUUCCCAGGCGUCCUCUAACUUAGAUGAGGAAUAUGUGAUCAUAGAUCCGCGAGAACAGAAAGUGCCCGAAACGAAGCCGAUGCCAGUAUGGCGGCGGAAACUAGUCUUACGUCACAAGCUGACCAUGCACACAGCUUUUGACCGAGAAGACAAUAUGGCGCCCGCCUCCGUCACCUCCCUUCUCAUUUCCAAAGAUCACCGCAAGCUUUUUGUUGGUGACGGUAGAGGUCGAAUAUACAGCUGGUCUGUUACGGACGCCGCAGGUCGAAUGCCCGCUGAUCACUGGAUAAAGGACGAAGGCGCAGAGACGUGUUGUUCAUGCAAGGUCAAGUUCACGUUCUCUGAGCGACGCCACCAUUGCCGCGAUUGCGGACGCCUUUUCUGCCAGAAAUGCAGCAAAUACGAAUCGUCCGUUCUUCGAUUACAAAUCUACCGACCCGUGCGAGUAUGCAAGGCGUGCUACCAGAAAUUACGCAAAGAGCAAUCCAAGAGCUAGAACACCGCCACUUUAGAGACCUAUAUAUCGGAAGAAAAUAUACAGACGCCCCAGCUCAUGUCUACGCCUUCUAUUAACGAUCUUAUGCAAAUGGGCCGGUGGAAAAAUGGAAAGGAACAGAUUAACAGCCAGGGAUAGAACGCUUGAUAAUUUGCGUCAACAGCAAAGAGAAACCCUAGCUGUGUAUUCAGAGAUGAAUCGUGCUUAAUUGAAAUAGAGCAUGGACACACAAAAGCUCAGCAUAAGAAAUUAUCAACACCUUUCUGUUCUGCAAGACAAUUAGUCAAUUGAACAAGUUUAGCUUCCUAGCCAAACCUUAAUCUUGCAUUGUAGGUCGAGUUUUAUCAAAAGUCUGGUUCUCACUUAGACGAAAGCACAGAAAAAGUAAUUCUUGAUGCCGCUUGAACGUAAGCGGAUGGACAAGAGCAAGUAUGGGAGCCGAGAACAGGGACUUAGGGUUAGAGUUGGAUUUAGGAAGUGGACCGCUGAACUGGGUUACCGUUGUCUGCUUUCAUACAUAAGAGAACGUAACUGAUUGAUUCCCAUGCGCUUGGGCUUGCAAUUGCUCCUAUUCUUGUGUCCUAGCAAGAACGAAUGUAGAACCAGGAACGGCUAAGAGAAAGACCACGGUCAAGUAGACUAAAUGUUACCACAUAUUAACCUUAUUUUAUUAUUUUAACUUGUAGUUUUUUUCCCCCGGACACAGGGUUUAUUACUUGCUGCAUCAAUUUCAUUCAAAUGUUGAUGUUACUUUGGGCUCGAUAAUUUUUCCAAAUUAAUUAUUUUAGUAUUUUUAUACAUCUGGGCAUUGAAAGCCCAUGUAUGAUAAAUUAGAUUGAAUAACUGAUUUUACAAGUGAUGGAAAUUUUUAUAAAAUUUUCCAAAUUAUAGAAUUUUACUUUGAAUUUUGUGAAAUAUUCAGAACUACCGCAUGGUAGUAACAUGUGCGAAUAUCAAAAAAACACUAGUAAUGGCAUGUUUUGGUAUACAAAUACCAUGUUUGGGUAUUUACUUGUUGGAGUCUUCAAAAUACCAUAUUUGGGUUACCAGUCGUGGUAUUCAAAAAUGCCAUAUUUGGACAUGUACCAGUCGUUUUAUUCAAAAACACCAUAUUUGGACCUGUACCAGUCGAGGUAUGCAAAAUACCAUAUUUGGGCCUGUACCAGUCGUGGUAUUCAAAAAUGCCAUUUUGGGUGCUAAUUACCCGAGAUGUUCAUUUUCCUUAUCAGGAAAUCUUCAGAAUUAGAAUAGCUUGAGGAUGGGUUAUAAACUAGGACGCUCUUUAAUAAUCGAUUGAUAGAAUUACCAACGAAUUGUAUUAUUAUUAUUUUUUAAUGCAUUCAGAACUUUCGGGAUUCUCGGGGCGUAGAGGGUGUUCAAUGCUAUCGUGUCUCUGUAAAUAGUGCGUGCCUAAGUAAAAAUCAGUAAAAAUAACCUGGAAGUAAAUAAAACAAAAAGAAAUA
Messenger RNA from Nematostella vectensis (starlet sea anemone), 12957 nucleotides. RefSeq names its product WD repeat and FYVE domain-containing protein 3-like. NCBI's taxonomy places the organism in Eukaryota, Metazoa, Cnidaria, Anthozoa, Actiniaria, Edwardsiidae. Gene Ontology annotation, molecular function: protein binding; metal ion binding. The record is from RefSeq and is a predicted model, not a curated record. Bases 191 to 11494 code for a protein of 3767 amino acids. The transcript is spliced from 64 exons.